AUGCUCUACCUCAGCCGCUGGGCUGAUGGGGCCCGGGUUGGCGCCAAGGCAGCAGCGGCCAGGCUCGCUUCUGCUUUGGGGAUGCCCAAGAAGGGGAAAGGCCAGAGUAAAGAGCUGAUGAAACCACUUCCUCCCGCUGGACCUGUGGCAGUUGAACAGAGUGGUUCCAUUACAAUAGCCAUUCAUGCCAAACCUGGCCCCAAACAAAAUGCCAUAACAGAUGUGACAACAGAAAACAUAAGUGUAGCUAUUGCUGCACCUCCAUCAGAAGGGGAAGCUAAUGCAGAACUAUGUUGGUAUCUUUCCAAGGUCCUGGAACUUAGGAAGAGUGAUGUUAUCUUAGAUAAGGGUGGUAAGUCUCGUGAAAAAAUGGUAAAGAUUUUGGCAUCUACGACUCCGGAAGAGAUUUUGGAGAAAUUAAAAAAGGAAUCAGAAGCUCCCUAA
This is a messenger RNA of Dromiciops gliroides (monito del monte), 444 nucleotides long. RefSeq names its product UPF0235 protein C15orf40 homolog. The record is from RefSeq and is a predicted model, not a curated record. Gene Ontology annotation, cellular component: cytoplasm. Bases 1 to 444 code for a protein of 147 amino acids. The transcript has a single exon. NCBI's taxonomy places the organism in Eukaryota, Metazoa, Chordata, Mammalia, Microbiotheria, Microbiotheriidae.